AUGGGACCAGCCAAUAAAUCUCAAACAUCUCCAGACACCUUCUUGCUGAUGGGCAUCCCAGGACUAGAGCACCUGCAUAUCUGGAUUGGGAUUCCCUUCUGCUCUAUGUACAUGGUGGCUGUGGUGGGGAAUGUGACCAUCCUGGCCGUGGUGAGGGCAGAGCGGAGUCUCCAUGAGCCUAUGUUCCUCUUUCUGUGCAUGCUCUCUGUCACUGACCUGGUCCUCUCCACAUCUACACUGCCUCGCAUGCUCUGUCUCUUCUGGCUUGGAGCGCGUGACAUUGCCUUUGAUGCUUGCCUGGCUCAAAUGUUCUUCAUCCAUAGCUUUACUGCUAUGGAAUCAGGUUUUUUCCUGGCCAUGGCCUUUGACCGUUACGUGGCCAUUUGUCAUCCGCUGCACCAUACCACGAUUCUCACCCAUGCUCGCAUUGCCAAAAUGGGAGCUUCUGUGGUACUCCAGGGAGUGGCCUUCUUUUCCCCACAUCCUAUCCUGCUCAGGCAGCUGCCCUACUGCAGAACACGAGUCAUUACCCACACCUACUGUGAGUUCAUGGCCGUGGUGAAGCUGGCGUGUGUGGACACAGGAGCUACCAAACGUUACAGCCUCAGUGUAGCCUCUGUCAUUGGUUCCUGCGAUGGCUUUUUCAUUGCUGUCUCUUAUGCCCUAAUCCUCCAUGCAGUCUUUCGCCUUCCAUCACAGGAAGCAAGUUUUAAAGCUCUAGGAACCUGUGGCUCUCAUGUCUGUGUCAUCCUUCUUUUCUACUCCACAGCUGUCUUUACCUUCCUCACUCACCGCUUUGGCCACAAUGUGGCCCCCCAAAUUCAUAUCUUUAUUGCCAAUAUGUACCUUCUGGUACCACCUUUCCUUAACCCCAUUGUUUAUGGUAUUAGAACCAAAAAAAUUCGAGACCAUGUCCUUAGUUCUCUAAAGGUAAAAGUCACUUGAUUAUCCUGGAAUUGUUUGCAGAGAUGGUAUCAUAAUCAGAAGGGAAGUAGGGAAAUAAUUGAUCCCAUUUUCAUAAAUGACAUGGAAUUUUCUCCCACUGAAAUCAGACACAGAGAAGAGUGACCACACAUAAUAGAAAUUCCACAAUUGUAGUGAAACUAGAGGGCAUGAG
Messenger RNA from Panthera uncia (snow leopard), 1117 nucleotides. Its product is annotated as olfactory receptor 52D1-like. Bases 1 to 945 code for a protein of 314 amino acids. The record is from RefSeq and is a predicted model, not a curated record. Gene Ontology annotation, molecular function: G protein-coupled receptor activity; olfactory receptor activity. The transcript has a single exon. Gene Ontology annotation, cellular component: membrane. Gene Ontology annotation, biological process: G protein-coupled receptor signaling pathway. Lineage: Eukaryota; Metazoa; Chordata; Mammalia; Carnivora; Felidae.